Molecule: messenger RNA, 1393 nt
Organism: Silurus meridionalis
Lineage: Eukaryota; Metazoa; Chordata; Actinopteri; Siluriformes; Siluridae
Gene: ftsj1
Product: FtsJ RNA 2'-O-methyltransferase 1
Exons: 11
Coding region: 260-1225 (321 amino acids)
Biological process (GO): tRNA methylation; cytoplasmic translation
Cellular component (GO): cytoplasm
Molecular function (GO): tRNA methyltransferase activity
Source: RefSeq, a predicted model, not a curated record
UCAAAUCUCUGACUGAUAGAGUUAACCUUAAUGUGCUGUAACACCUAAUUAGUGCACUAUAUGUUUGAUUGAGUGUGAAUUGGGUUGAGAGGCAGUUCACCCUGGAGCUUUGGCGAUAAAGGAUUUUAAAAGAGAAGUAUGAAUAUAUGGUACCUGUAAAGAGAAAUUUAGAUUUAUUUAGAUGUAAGCCUCAAUGUAGUCCAUUUCUUUUACCUGUGAUUUCCAUUAUUUUUGAACUGUUUUGUUGGACUGAGGAGACAUGGGUCGCUCCUCCAAAGACAAGCGUGACAUUUACUACAGACUGGCUAAAGAAGAGGGCUGGAGAGCCAGGAGCGCCUUCAAACUGCUGCAGCUGGAUGAGGAGUUCAACCUGUUCAAAGGUGUGAGGAGAGCGGUGGAUCUGUGUGCCGCACCCGGCAGCUGGAGUCAGGUUCUGAGUCGCAAACUCCGAGCGUCAAAUGAGUCGUGUGAAGAAGUGAAGAUUGUAGCAGUGGAUCUACAGGCGAUGGCUCCUCUACCUGGAGUCACACAGAUUCAGGGUGAUAUUACUAAGGUUUCCACAGCUCAGGAGAUUAUUAGGCACUUUGAGGGGCAGGCUGCAGACUUGGUGGUGUGUGAUGGUGCCCCUGAUGUUACGGGACUGCACGAUGUAGACGAGUACAUUCAAGCGCAACUUCUUCUGGCUGCUCUGAAUAUCACAACCCACGUUCUAAAACCUGGAGGAAACUUUGUAGCAAAGAUCUUUAGAGGGAAGGAUGUGACUCUGCUUUAUUCUCAGCUCAAAAUCUUCUUCAGUAUGGUGACCUGCGCCAAACCUCGCAGCAGCCGCAACUCAAGCAUUGAGGCGUUUGUGGUGUGUCAGAAUUAUUCACCCCCUGAUGGUUACAUCCCCAAUAUGUCUAACCCACUGCUGGAUCACUCGUAUGAUGUGGACUUUAACCAGCUUGAGGGACCGAACAGGAUAAUCGUUCCUUUCCUGGCAUGUGGAGACCUCAGUGCAUUUGACUCGGACAGGACCUACCCACUUCAGCUGGACUCUAAUAAGGAGUACAAGUAUUUGCCGCCUACACAGCCUCCAAUUCAACCCCCAUAUCAGCAAGCCUGCCAUUUACGUAAAAACAACCUACUGGCCAAAGAGGACUUGCCUUCUGCCCUGCUAGGGCUAGGUGCCCUGAACCUCGGAACUGAACAGGAAACUGAUGCUUCCACACGUGAAACUCACUGAACACUAUUGUUUGUCUCAAUGACCUUUUAUUCAAAUUGAAUUUAUGCCUAUUGUAAGGUAUUUCAUAAAUUUUUUUUAGAUGAAUUUUAAUCAAAGUUAUGAAUAUUGAUUAUAAAUAUAAUUGAUUUUAGUGUUUUUUGUUUCUCAAAUAAACACUUGAACCUUUAA